Messenger RNA from Sphaeramia orbicularis (orbiculate cardinalfish), 8099 nucleotides. RefSeq names its product bromodomain and WD repeat domain containing 1 (gene brwd1). Bases 204 to 6932 code for a protein of 2242 amino acids. Gene Ontology annotation, molecular function: protein binding. The record is from RefSeq and is a predicted model, not a curated record. Gene Ontology annotation, biological process: regulation of cell shape; regulation of transcription by RNA polymerase II; cytoskeleton organization. Lineage: Eukaryota; Metazoa; Chordata; Actinopteri; Kurtiformes; Apogonidae. Gene Ontology annotation, cellular component: nucleus. The transcript has 44 exons.
UUCACUCCGCUGUGGCGGAAGUAAGUCGUAUCGCUGAGGCCUCAUCCUUCCAAUGGCGACUGCAAACAGGCUGAAUAGAAAGCGGGAGCAACUGUGGAGGGGGUCAGAGCUGUGUUACCGAAAUUAAAUAAAUAUAUCAUAUUCUCAGUAGCCAUAAAGUUGGACUAAAAUUUGUUUCACCUCUCCAAAUCACGGCCGAUUCAAUGGCCAAAAAUCGGAACAUUUCGCUCCUUGAGUCGGAGCUCUAUUACUUGAUAUCUCGUUUUCUAACAACGGGUCCAUGUCGGAGAGCGGCUGAGGUCCUCGCGAGCGAACUAGAAGAAUAUCAGCUCUUACCGGGGAGAUUGGACUGGCUGGGAAACGAGCACCCGAGAUCAUAUGAAGAUGUGGUUGCCGCCAACAGACAUAUUGCACCAGACCAUUUGCUUCAGAUAUGUAAGCAGAUUGGACCACUUCUCGAUAAAGAGGUGCCAUCAUGUGUCCCAGGUGUACACUCUCUCCUGGGGUCUGGAAAGCAGUCAAUGCUCAGGACUGCGAAAGGCUGCGAUAAUGUGCGGUUUGAAGCUUCAUCAUAUGCAGCCCUUCACAGGGGAAGACCACCAGAGAGGCCUUUGAACUGCAAACAACCUCCACAUUUAGUGAAGGUACAUCGAGGGCGAGAGCUGACAGGAGUGCACCGCUUCAGCUCCAUCAAUCCUGUCGGAAACUAUGAGCACAUGCGGCUGCAUCGGCGGAUCCUGGGGCAUCUGUCCGCAGUGUACUGUAUCGCAUUCGAUCGCACCGGUCUCAGGAUCUUCACAGGCUCGGAUGACUGUUUGGUGAAGAUUUGGUCUUCAUUUGAUGGAAGGCUUCAUUCCACACUGCGAGGACACUCUGCAGAGAUCACAGACUUGGCAGUUAAUUAUGAAAACACACUAAUUGCCGCAGGAAGCUGUGAUAAGACCAUCCGUGUAUGGUGCCUUCGUACUUGUGCCCCUGUGGCUGUGCUACAGGGGCACAGUGGAUCCAUUACCUCCCUACAGUUCUCACCAUUUGCCAAGGGCUCAAAACGUUACAUGCUGUCCACUGGAACUGAUGCUACUGUCUGCUUCUGGCAGUGGGAUGUCAAUAAUAUCAAUUUUAGUGAUCGGCCGCAUAAAUUUACAGAAAGGCCGAGGCCAGGAAUUCAGACUGUGUGCUCUUCAUUCAGUCCAGGUGGGAUGUUCUUAGCAACAGGAAGUACUGAUGAUGUUAUCAGAAUAUACUACUUAGGAAGCGGUAGUCCAGAAAAGAUAUCAGAACUUCACGAACACACGGACAAAGUUGAUAGCAUCCAGUUUUGCCAUUCUGGGGAAAGAUUUGUGAGUGGAAGUCGAGAUGGAACAGCACGGAUCUGGAAACUCCAUCAGAGGCAGCAGUGGCGGUGCAUCCUACUCAACAUGUCUGCCACUCUUCCAGGUGCUGAAGCAAUGAGUGAAGAAGAAAGCUACUUCAAACCCAAAGUCACCAUGGUAGCGUGGGAUCGCCAUGACAAUACAGUCAUCACAGCCGUUAACAACCAUCUCCUCAAAGUGUGGAACUCCUACACAGGACAGCUGCUACAUAUCCUUAAAGGUCAUGAGGCUGAGGUGUUUGUCCUGGAGCCACAUCCCUUUGACCCCAGAAUCAUCCUGUCAGCUGGCCAUGAUGGGAAUGUGUUCAUAUGGGAUCUGCUACGAGGAACAAACACACAGCACUACUUCAACAUGAUCGAGGGCCAGGGUCAUGGAGCCGUUUUCGACUGCAAAUUCACCCCUGAUGGCCAGCGUUUCGCCUGCACAGACUCUCAUGGCCAUCUGCUCAUCUUCGGAUUCGGCAGUUCUAAGCCUUAUGAAAAGCUUCCAGACCAGGUAUUCUUCCACACAGACUACAGGCCUCUGAUCAGGGAUUCUAAUGGGUUUGUGCUGGAUGAACAGACACAGCAGGCUCCCCAUCUCAUGCCUCCACCCUUCCUAGUGGAUGUGGACGGAAACCCCCAUCCACCGAGGUACCAGCGUCUUGUUCCAGGCCGAGAGAAUAUUGCUGCUGAACACCUCGUUCCUCAACUGGGAUAUGUAGCCACCAGUGACGGGGAGGUGGUGGAGCAGGUGAUCAGCCAGCAGACUGCAGAGCAUGAGGAGGUGGCAGUAAGACGCAGCAGCCUCCUGGAUGAGGCAAUCCGUCAGCUCCAGCAGCAGCAGGACCGUCAGAGCCAGGCUGGAACAGAAGAUGAACAGGGGGGUGGAGCAGCACAAGAAGGGCAAGCUGAAGCUCAGGGCUUUGCUCUGGCACCAAGCACACCACGCAGAGUGUCUGUAAACGAUCGAGCAGAUGUGCAGUCUCCUCCUAAUGUGGGCUUGCGGCGCAGUGGGCAGGUAGAGGGUGUUCGGCAGAUGCACCAGAACGCUCCUCGCAGCCAGAUGGCUACUGAGAGGGACCUGCAGGCUUGGAGACGCAGGGUGGUGGUGCCAGAGCUUCCACCGAGCAUCUACAGGGACCAGGAGGGCAUCAGAACUUCUAGAGGAGAUGAUGAGGUCACUUUGUACAGUGCAAAGAAAAGACGCAUUAUUUACACUAGCUGUCGAGAUGAUUCAGAUGAUGAGCCUCCCACUACUAAGCGAGCUCAUGGCCGCAGCGACACUCUGGAAUUUAUCGACUUGUCAUGUGAAGAAGGAGAGGAGACUGCAAGCUCAGACGCACACACUGAGGAGAAUGAACUGGAUGGCAGUGACCUGGACUCCUCCAAUGAUGAGGAAGAGUGGAAGAGUGAUAGCUCAAGUCAUACGUCCAGUGAGUACUCAGAUUGGACAGCAGAUGCGGGUAUAAAUCUGCAGCCCUCCACCCCAUUAUCGUCACGGAAACGAGUACGGCGACGGCUCAGUAGUUCUGAGGAAGAGGAGGAAGAGAAGGAAGAGAAUGAGGAAGAGGAGGAGAAACAACAGAGUGAUGAAGAAGAAAAGCCUCAGAAGAAAAGCAAAAAGGCCAAGAAAGCAAAAAACAAGACACCAAGGCGACCAAAGCCCAGGCCGUCCAUCAACAGGGAAGUCUCCAAUGAAUUCAGACCUUCACCGUGGAUCACUGAUGUCAUUCCCAGGAAGUCUCCUUUUGUUCCCCAAAUGGGUGAUGAGGUGAUCUACUUUCGGCAGGGACACGAGGCCUAUGUUGAAGCAGUGAGCCGGAGUGAACUGUAUCCCAUUAACUUAGAAAAACAGCCUUGGAAGAAACUGGAGCUGCGGGACCAAGAGUUUGUGAAGAUCACAGGGAUCAAAUAUGAAGUGUGUCCGCCAACUCUUUGCUGUUUGAAGUUGACUCUCAUCGACCACGGCACUGGGAAAAUCACUGACAAGUCAUUUUCUGUCAAGUAUCAUGACAUGCCUGAUGUGAUCGAUUUCUUGGUGUUGAGGCAAAGUUAUGACGAGGCUCUCCGGAGAAACUGGCAGCCAAACGACAGAUUCCGCUCAGUGAUAGAUGAUGCCUGGUGGUUCGGGACCAUCGUCUGUCAGGAGCCCUAUCAGCCCGAAUACCCAGACAGUCUCUUUCAGUGCUUUAAAGUCAGAUGGGACAAUGGGGAAACUGAGAAGCUGAGUCCUUGGGAUGUGGAGCCCAUUCCAGAUGAUGCCGAGCAACCUGAGACUGAAGGAGGUGGGAUCCCCGUGACAGCAGAGGAGAUGAGUGAACUGAUGUACAAGCCUCUUCCAGGAGAAUGGGGGGAGAGGAGCAGGGAUGAGGAAUGUGAACGCAUCAUAGCAGGGAUUGAACAGCUCCUUACUGUUGAGAUCGCAGGUCCCUUUUCUGGUCCUGUGGACUUAGUCCAGUAUCCCACCUACUGCACCGUAAUUGCCUACCCUACUGAUCUCGGCACGAUCAGAUUACGACUAAUGAACAGAUUCUACAGACGCCUUUCGGCAUUAAUUUGGGAUGCAAGGUAUAUUGCAUACAAUGCCCGCACUUUCAAUGAGCCAAGAAGCAAGAUUGCCCACUCUUCAAAAAUCAUCACAAAUGUUCUCCAGAAAUUUGUCAAUGAUCCAAGCUGCACAGAUAUCAUGGAGAUCUACAAUGCUGUUGAAGAGAUGGACGAUGAUGAAGAGGAGGAGGACACAGAGGCACCAGGAACCUCCACUGGACACAGACUGCGUCAGCGCUCAGCAGAGGUCCUGCCUGACAGAGACUCUUGGAAGGAGCAGUGUAAGAAUCUACUUAACUACAUAUUUGAAUGUGAGGACUCAGAACCGUUCAGACAACCAGUGGAUCCUCAAAACUAUCCAGACUACCAUGGCAUCAUUGAUACACCAAUGGACUUUGGGACGGUGAAAAGGACUCUGGAGGAAGACCACUACGAAAACCCCACAGAGCUGUGCAAAGAUACCCGGCUAAUAUUUGCUAAUGCUAAAGCAUACACACCGAAUAAACGUUCCAAGAUUUAUAGUAUGACUUUGCGGCUCUCUGCCUUCUUUGAAGAGCAAAUCAGAACGAUCAUAUCAGAGUACAAAACUGCUAUCAAGAGCAGUGAAAGGCUCCGUCGCAGCCAGAGGUUCCGCAAGAAAAUGCAGCAGCAGGAUCAGCCUGGCACAGCAAGUCAAAAGAGACCUGCAGUCAAAACUCAGGAAAAAGUGGAGACGACGUCAGUGACCAAAUCUACCUCAGCCAAAGUGUCUGUUCCAGAGAGGGCCAGGAGGAGUAGAGGCAGCAGCUCAGGGCACAGCUCCUCCGAGGACGACUCCGGCUCCAAAGCUGCUUCAUCAACAUCAGAGUCCGACAGUGAGAGUGAGCUAAGUGAGUCGGAAGAGGACAAACGUCGUGGUUCAUCAAGGCAACAUCAACGCAGGCAGAAAACAAGAGUUACAAGAAGCAAACGUGCCAAGCAGAGGAAAAGAGUUGCAAGUGACAGUGAUGACAACGAAGAGGAGGAAGAAGAAGAGGAGGAGGAAUUUGACAGUGAAGGUAAAGAGGCAGAGGAUGGAGAGGUGUCCUCCCAGUCUUCAGGUUGUCGCUAUCCCAGCAGAACAAAAAACAGUAGGAGUACACGGCUGACAAGACACAGCACUGCAGCAGACAGGAAGAGGACAGAGAGCAGAACAGAGAUGAAUGGUCAUGGCAGCAGAACGUCUCGCAGGGAGAGACGUCACCACCGUGACUCUGACAGAACUACGUCCCAGGGCUCGGACAGAGAAGAGGAGGAUGAGAUCACAGUUCGUAGGUCACUCAAGAGAAAGACAGCGCGGGCAGCUGUGAAUAAGAUUAAACUUCUUGAAGCAUCAGAGGAGGAGGAGGAGGAGGAGGAGAAGAAACCUACAAGGAGUAGUAGCCGCCUUCGCCACACAGGUCGGGCCAGUAAACGCACAGCAGUGAUCCAGAGUAGCUCUGAUUCAGAUGAAGAGCCUUCAACGCGAGCCUUUCAGAAGACAAAUAAGACAGCUGAUGAGUCCAAGGAUGAAGAGGAUGGGAAUUACAGUGAUGCUUCAUCCUCUUCUCACAAUCAGCAGAAUGGAGAUGCGAGCUCCACCAAACAGAGGCCACAUUCUGCAAAAACUAAAGAUUCUUUCUCCCGUCUUAAUGGACACAUUUCGAAACAUCACAAGUCUGAUAGCAACUCUGAGCAAGAGGAGGAGGAGAGCUCUGGAGAAGCUGAGGAGGGACGGUCCGCGCCAUCUCAGAAACCCUCUAGAAGCACAGUGAAAAACAGAAUUAAAAGUGAGGAGGAAGAGCAGGAAGAGGACGUUGAACACAGAGCCACACGACACAAACCUCCUGUAAGCUCAGAUGAAGAGGGCAAAGAACAUAAUUCCCUGAAACACUCGCAUCAAAAUGGAAGAAAUGUCGAGGAAUCUAUGUUCAAGGACUCAAAGAAAAAGAGUAAAGUUUCAUCAUCAAAAAGCCAAGACCAACAAAAAUCUGCCUCAGUUAAUAAACAGGAAGGUGCAGAAUCAGAGGAGCUCAGUGAUACUCCAAAGAGAUCUAGCACACAUGUGAAAAAGAAGAAAAAAGAUCAAGAAUGGGAAAUAGAAAGCAAUCACUCCAGUGAUGAAUUUGAAACAAAGAUAAAGAGGCCAAAAAGAAAUAAGAGCAAAUCUAAACGGCCUCUGGGUGAAACUUCUGCCUCAGAGAGUUCUGAGCAGGAAUACAAACCGAAGAGGAAGUCGAGGAGGAAACACUCCACUGGCUCAUCAGACGAAGAAUCAGAUAAUUCAGACAAUGCAGCAAGCAGACGGCCAAGACUCCGCAAUCUGCCCAAAAAGAAAUACAUCAGUGACAACUCACUUUCUGAGGAAGACUCUGCCUCUGGGAGCCGGAGUAAACACAGAAAUGGUAACAAAUCAGCCACAGCAUCUCGGGAAGUGAGGUAUAAAAAGCAGGAGCCUGACAGAACCUCUCCCAGUGAAACCAGGAAUCAGCUGUCUUCCAAGAGAAAACGUAUUUACACCUCAGACUCCGAAGAUGGAGAGGAGAACAGAGAGGAGCCGCCAGUGAGCAAGAAAAAUAAAAACAGCAGGUCAGACUCCUCCAAACACCCCAAGAAGGGUGACAACAGCAUUGAGGAAGACACUACUAACCAGUCCGAUUCCAGUGAAGAGGAAGAGGAGGAAAAUGUAGGUCGUUCAAAGAGGGGGAAGAAGAAUACGGGGCGGCCAAAACGUAAGGGAAAGGAAAGCUACAGCAGCAGCAAUCACAGUUCUGACUCGGAAAGCGAGCAGUCUUCUUCAUCCUCUGAAAACUCAUUUGCCAGCUCAGGGUCCCGCAGCAGUCCAAAGAGGAAAAGUCACAGACGGUCUGGGAUUGGUGAAAGGACAACCAGUCGCCAACAAAGGCAGAGCCGCAAACAGGCUGCCUCGGAGGAAGAGGAAGAGAGUGACGAGUCGUACGGCAAACGACGAAAUAGACGUGUGAACACCCGGAACAGGGGCAAACGGACGGUAAAUUAUAAUGACAGUGAAUGAAGGACUUAGCAGCUGGAGCUAACGGCUUUAGAGAAAAGACGGACAUUAAAUGAAGACCUUAAAGACACUUGAUGGCCACAUUAUGGUAGUAGCACUGGAGUCCUCGAGAGAAAAUGCUGUGAAUCUGUUUCAUUCAGGGAUAUUUAUAUUUUCUAUGAAAAACAUGUUUAUAGAUGGAAUACAAAUUCAAGCAUUUGAACUGCUGGUUUUCACAAGGAUACAGAGCAAAACCCCACCUCCCAUACUGCUUGUUGCGAUUUGUCCAGCAGAGUAACCAUUCUGGGGAAUCUUGUCAGCUUGGGUGCUAACUAAUAUACCUCUGUUUAAUCAAGCAUAUUGCUGGCUUGCACUAAAAUACACUGUACUGAGGUAUUUCAUACACUAGUUUUGCAUUAGAAACUCAGGGGUCAACUACGUUUACUGUAGUCUCAGACAUGCAGUUGUUUUUUUGAGCUAAGAGCUAAAAAACAAUUCCAGGUCAGCAGAUGUCCAAGCACACUCACUGGGACAAAACGAAUUCACGUUCAGACUUUUGACUACAGCACUCCUUUGUAAAUCCACUCACAUAAUGCUUGACUGUAUUAUGAGUUGAUAUGAGCCAAAUGAAAAAAGUUCUUUUCCCCAUACCAUUUCAUUUUUUUUUAUUAUUAGUUUUGUGUUGUAUUCUAGUGAAUCAAUGUAAAUAUGUGAUUGAGAAUGACCUUGUCUGAGAGGUGUGGCGAUCAGUCAGUAGCAAAGUGUUUAUUUAAUUUUUACAUUUGAGGUUUUUUUUUUUUCCUUUUUUUUUUUUUUUUGUACAUUUAACUGCAUUGUCUUGCCAUAUGUCACAAAUUGGUACCUUUUUGCCAAGUACAAGUAACCAAAAGUACUUAUUGCAAAAUACUGUGAUUUCUCAUAUUGGGAAGACCUUUUAUUGUUGUCCUGUGUUACCUUUUUGCAGUAUUAAAUUCUUUUUCAGAGUUGACUCAAAAUAUGUUGCCAGUCACAUGGUUUAGUUUUGUUUAUGGGGAGGUUUCUAAAUACAGUCGCUUUAUGAAAAUUUGCUUAAUGUUUUUCGUACUACAUCUUUAAUAAAACAGAUUUCACAGGAAAACUGUUGAAGCAAUGUGGUUGUGGAGUGCAAUGAAUGAGUUAUUCCUCUUAUUAAUAAAGACAUUUCACAGUGUA